GUAUAAACUUGAAGUCGCAUACAAAAAAAACACUUUUUUUUGAAGUCGCAUACAAAAAGUCAUCUGAUCUUUUAUACUGUAGCUCAUUUAGUUUUAAUUAGUUCCAUUUUACAUUAAUUUUAUAAUAGUCUUACUCCAAUUUUAGUGAAUUGUGAAAACUAUGGGCAAUUGGUUUUCUACGCCCUAUCCUUUUAGAAAGAAGGUUGUGGUAUCGAGAAAUCCGAUAGGGCAGAAGAUUAAUGAAAAAUACAUGAUUUUUCAUGACCAAGUGCUCGGGCGCGGAUCAUAUGGGGUUGUACGCGAAUGUAUAGAUUUGUCUACUGGUGAGAAAUUGGCUUGCAAAACUAUGUCUAAAAUGGAGUUGGAGAGUAAGGACAGGGUUGAACACGUGAGAAGAGAGAUUGCGAUUUUAAGGCAUUUAAAGAAUCAUCCAAACAUUGUCUCUAUAAAAGAUGUUUGUGAAGAUGACAAUGAACUGCACAUUGUAACGGAGUUGUUGAAGGGAAAGACAUUAGACUAUAUUCUACAUAGGGUGCCGCUACCGGAGAAGGAGGCUUCAACAAUUAUUAGGACUCUUGUGGAAAUCAUUCAGGUGUUGCACAACAAUGGGGUGAUACAUCGUGAUAUCAAAUUUGAAAAUUUUAUGUUUGGUGGAAGCACUAAUAACAUUGCUACAUUAAAGGUCAUUGAUUUUGGGAUAUCUGUUUUCUACAAUCCUGGCGAUACAUGUAAACUUAGUUCGUGCACUCGACACUAUGUGGCUCCCGAAGUUUUAAUGGGCAACAAUCAGGAUCCAGAGGUUGACAUUUGGGCCGCCGGGGUCAUACUCUACAUUCUUCUCUGUGGUAUAGCUCCUUUCAGAAAAGAUAAUACAGAUGAAUUGCGUGAAGCAAUUAUUCAUGCUGAAGUUUGUUACGAGCGCCCUCCUUGGCCAGACGUUUCAAAUGAAGCUAAAGAUCUGGUCAUCCAUGGGUACAAAGAAGAGGGGGUCGUUCAUGGUAUCAUCAAUUGUACAUGAAGGGAUUUUAUGCACAUGUUAAAAAAUGGCCAAGGGGGCGUUUGAAUCUACUUAUGAAAACUGUUUGUGCUUCUUCAGGGAUCAGAAGCAGAUAUUGGAGUGAUUAGGUGCAAGUACUUUCUGAAUGCUCCAUAUUGCUCUUAGACGUUGUUUUUUAGAAGCUUGGGGGACCAACUUCUAGAAAACUGAUUUCGAUUCUGGUUGUGACUUUUAAAAAGAAGUAGAGACAGAAUCAAUUUCGAACAAGAUUAAAAUGUACUCUGUAAUACUUAAUAUAAAAAUAAUACCAUAUG
Cuscuta europaea is the source of this 1311-nucleotide messenger RNA. NCBI's taxonomy places the organism in Eukaryota, Viridiplantae, Streptophyta, Magnoliopsida, Solanales, Convolvulaceae. The record is from the annotation of a GenBank genome assembly.